UUUAUUUUGUUGCACAUGGAGAUACCUGCUAAUAUUUAUCCUCUUCAUGUUUCUCUUAAUAAUGGAUGUCUAAGAAUAGAAUGGAGUGACAAUCAUAUAUCAAUAUACAGUGAAAGUUGGUUGUUUCAAAACCAUUAUAAUAAAUCACUAGAACCUUUUCUUAUCAGUGAUAUAAAAUGCCGCUAUUGGGGUAAAGAAAUACAAACAAAUGUUCCUGAGUCAAUUCAUUUUGAAAAUGUAUGUAAAGAAAAAGAAGAUCUACUAAAACUUCUAGAAAAUGUUGCAAUAUAUGGCUUUGCAAUUGUAAAAAACACCCCAACAACACUUGAGUCUGUUCGAACUAUUAGUAAUCUUAUUGGGUAUCCACGUAAGACUUUUUAUGGUGAUGUAUGGUUAACAACAAACAGAUCAGAAGAAGAUAUGGAUCAUGCUGACUUAGCAUAUUCAAAUGUUGCUCUUCCAUGUCAUACUGAUGGAACAUAUUUUUUAGAUUCACCUGGCCUACAGAUGUUUCAUUGCCAUGAACAUACAGGAACUGGUGGCGAGACAGUACUUGUAGAUGGUAUAGGUGCUGCUGAAAAGUUAAAGCUUACUAAUCCCGAUGCUGUGGAGUAUUUAGCCAAGACAUGGAUUCCUGCCACAUAUUAUGAGAAAGAUCGUUGUUCAAAAGCUUUAGGGCCUAUUAUAAAGAUAAACCCGUACUCAAAAGAAAUUUAUCAAGUCAGAAUAAAUGAUGGAGAUCGUGAUGUUUUGAAUUGCUUAUCAUUUGAUGAAAUUGAGAAAUUUUAUAAUCAUUACAUUGCUUUUUUGGAUAUCAUAUAUAGCAAGGAACAAGAGUUUCGACUUAAACUAACUCCCGGAAAUUUAUUAAUUGUCAACAACUGGAGAGUUCUUCAUGGACGCACCUCAUUUACUGGAAAACGUAGUUUAAGUGGUUGCUAUAUCAACAUGGAUGACUACUUAAGUACAAUUCGUGUCUUACGCGAACAUUUACGCGGAAUACCUUCUAAGUAAAAGAAAUAAAAAGUUUAGAUAUUGUUACUAAUUGAAAAUAUAUUUUAAUUUUUCUCCUUUUGAAUACUUGAAAAAUUUACGAAAUUAUAAACAUUUAAUGUUCUGAUACAAAAUUUUUAUUACGAUGUUUUUUUUUUUUUAAGUUUUUAAAUAAUUUUAACAAUAAAAUAUUUUAUUGCUUCAAAUAAAAGUUUUAUUAGAAUUUUUUGUUUUAUUGGUUUUUGGUGAUCAUUUUAAUAAGCUUUUGUUGUAAUAUAAUAUAUAAAAGUAAAAUAUAAUAAAAAAAAUAAUUCGGUGAAUUCGAUGGAAAAUUAGUAACUCGGAUGAGGAUAUAUCAUCAACAUAUUUUGGUGAUGAUGGAAAAUGACUUGGUGUUGAAAUGUCUGCAGUUUUGACAAGUUAAAAAUGUUUAGUUAAAAAAUUAAAUUCGUUUGUUUGUAAAAUUCAUA
Hydra vulgaris (swiftwater hydra) is the source of this 1463-nucleotide messenger RNA. Lineage: Eukaryota; Metazoa; Cnidaria; Hydrozoa; Anthoathecata; Hydridae. The record is from RefSeq and is a predicted model, not a curated record.